This is a messenger RNA of Aureobasidium pullulans EXF-150, 1539 nucleotides long. Its product is annotated as MgPP2CL-1, protein phosphatase 2C-like protein 1. Gene Ontology annotation, molecular function: cation binding; protein serine/threonine phosphatase activity. The record is from RefSeq and is a predicted model, not a curated record. Bases 1 to 1539 code for a protein of 512 amino acids. NCBI's taxonomy places the organism in Eukaryota, Fungi, Ascomycota, Dothideomycetes, Dothideales, Saccotheciaceae. The transcript is spliced from 2 exons. Gene Ontology annotation, biological process: protein dephosphorylation.
AUGGACGCCGGCACCAGUGCAGACCGCAAAGAUGUCAGUCCCUCGGGCAAGAGGAGAAGCAGCGGAUUUGCCGGCGCAAGAAAUGUCUUUUCGAAUGCCAAGCAGUCAUUCAAAGACCAAUUCCACAGCUCUUCCCCUGAGGCCCGCGAGAAGCCUCAGACCCCCAUGCAGAAGCUUGGUAGAACCGACCCUGCUCUGAGCGUCCCCCAAGGUGCACUCAACAACUCGGCUGGUGAAUCCGAACCUGGCCCGCGGUCUACUUUCAGAGUCGGCGUUACUGAGGAUAAGAACAAGAAAUGCCGAAGAACUAUGGAAGACACGCAUGCCUAUCUCUACAAUUUCCUCUGCACCCCGGCCCCGGCCCUUGGCUCCGACACAGCUCAAAAGAGCAUAUCUUCCACCAAUUCAUCCACAUCUCAAGAUGUCGUCGAAACUGACAACGGCUACUUUGCUAUCUUCGACGGGCAUGCCGGUAACUUCGCAGCCGAUUGGUGUGGCAAGAAGAUCCACUGCCUUCUCGAAGACAUCAUUCGCAAGAACCCGAACACUCCUAUUCCCGAGCUUCUUGAUCAAACUUUCACUACUGCUGAUCAGCAGCUCGAGAAACUGCCUUUGAAAAACAGUGGUUGCACUGCAAUCACUGCUGUCCUUCGCUGGGAGGAUAGAAUACCGAACUCUCAGUCCGCCACUGGCUCCACCGCAAUUGCACCCGCUACUGCUGCAGCUAUCAAGGGCAACUCAGAAUCAACACCGAUCAGCGUAGAUUCGACACAAUCGCCCGCAGCAAAGCUGCGCGAGGCAGCUUCGCGUCAGCGUGUCCUGUACACUGCCAAUGUUGGAGAUGCUCGCAUUGUUCUCUGCAGAAAUGGCAAGGCUUUGCGUCUCUCCUACGAUCACAAGGGCAGUGACGAGAAUGAGGGCAAGAGAAUCGCAGGUGCUGGAGGUCUCAUCCUCAACAACCGUGUCAAUGGUGUCCUUGCCGUCACUCGUGCACUCGGUGAUGCAUACAUGAAGGAUUUGAUUACCGGUCAUCCCUACACCACUGAGACAGUCAUUCAACCCGAUAUCGACGAGUUUCUGAUCUUGGCUUGUGAUGGCCUGUGGGAUGUUUGCUCAGACCAAGAGGCUGUUGAUCUCGUCCGUAACAUCAAGGAUCCUCAGGCUGCUUCAAAGGCACUUGUCGAGUAUGCACUCAAUCGCUUCUCGACCGACAACUUGACUAUCAUGAUCGUUCGCUUUGACAACCAGGCAUUGCAGCAGACGGUCGAGCGCAAGGUCGAGCCUAUCGGCGUUGAUGGUGAUCCGGCCGCACAAAAGGGUGGCGUCAGUGAAGCCGACGCCAUUGUGUCAGAACAACGCAAAAAGCUUGACGAGAGCGGUGAGCUUCUCGAUCGCGUGCCUAGCGACAUCAACGAAGAACAAGAAGAGAAAGUAGACCCGGGUCCGGAGCUCAACAUUGAAGCAGUCGAAGCUGCACGCAAAGACCGUAAGCCUCAACCGCAAGCUGAGGAGGUCGCCCGCGCGCAACAAACGCAGUAA